GACUCUACAUCCAAAAGAAAUUUAAUUAUUAAGUUUAUUAAUAUUUAUACAUCCAAAAGAAAUUAAAAUAUUGAAGCUUAGUUUAAUUUAUAUCUAGGAACAGAAAAUGUAGUUAAUUACGAUUGCGGAUGCUUCACAUGAGCCAUAUUUAAUUAGUAGUACAACUUGCAGACUCAUAAGGGUCACAUUUAGUAGCAUAUCAAAUGGGAAAUUUUCGCUAAUACGAUCAAGUCCUUGUAUUUUAGCAAUAAUGCCCCCAAACGUGAGAACAACUACCAGGACCAACUAAUGGACACAAAGUGAUCAACGGUCCCUUACCAUUUAUAGUUCCAGAGAAAGAGAAGGAAAAACACAUUUGAAAUCUAUCAACGUAAACAACUGCAAUGGACAACAUCGUUGGCAACAGAUGGGUGGCAACAGUGGCAAGUAUAUGGAUACAAGCAACCAUGGGCGGUUCCUACGCCUUCGGUGUGUACUCCCCUGUUCUCAAAUCCUCUCAAUCCUACGAUCAGUCUACCCUCGACACAGUGUCUGUCUUCAAAGACAUUGGUGCUAAUGCCGGUAUUCUCUCUGGCCUCUUGUAUGCUGCCACUGCUGCCUCCUCAGGGUCACGUCGCUGGCGCUGCUUUCAUGGCCCUUGGGUAGUUCUUGCGACAGGGGCCAUCCAGUGCUUCUUGGGUUACUUCUUCAUGUGGCUUGCUGUUGUUGGGAUCAUCCCUAGGCCACCAGUUCCCCUCAUGUGUCUCUUCAUGUUCCUAGCUGCCCAUGCUCAAACAUUCUUCAGUACAGCCAAUGUUGUCACAGGUGUGCUGAAUUUUCCAGAUUAUAGCGGUACUAUAGUGGGGAUCUUGAAGGGAUCUCUUGGACUUACUGGAGCAAUCAUAAUCCAAGUUUAUCAAGCAUUUUUCAAGGGCAAUCAGAGCACAUUCAUUUUGAUACUGGCUCUGUUGCCAAGUACAGUCACUUUCUCAGUGAUGUGUUUGGUAAGAAUCUGCCCAGCAAACACAUCUGAUGACAAAAAGCACCUGAAUCAGUUCUCCAUAUUUGUCCUGGUUCUGGCUGCCUUUCUUAUGAUUAUUAUCAUAUUGGAGAACAUUGUUGAAUUCCCACGGUGGGCACACAUUGUUACAUGUGCAGUAAUUUUUAUCUUGCUUUCUUUGCCUCUUAAAAUUGCUAUAGAAGUUACUAGCAAGGAAAAGUCUUACCACAUGCUUGUGGGAGAGGAAUCAUUAGCCAAUAGUGUUCAUGCAAAUGAGCCUGCGAAGUUUGAGGGUGAAAUAAAUGAGGAAUAUAAUGAAUUACCUAGUACUUCAGAUGAGAUUCAACCAGCUAAAGAAAGCAUGGAUAUUUUAGAGGCCACACAGAGCUUGAACUUUUGGUUGCUGUUCGUUUCCAUGUCAUGUGGAAUGGGUUCAGGACUUGCUACUGUAAACAAUAUGAGCCAGAUAGGACAAUCUCUUGGCUAUAGUACGGUGAAGCUCAACACAUUGGUUUCGUUGUGGUCUAUAUGGAAUUUCCUUGGCCGUUUUGGAGCAGGGUACAUAUCUGAUAUAUUAUUGCGCCAAAAAGGCUGGGCAAGACCGUUGAUGAUUGCUAUCACUCUAGCGACCAUGACAGCAGGACAUCUCAUUAUUUCUUUGGGCUUCUCUGGAAAUUUGUAUAUGGGUACUAUCUUGGUGGGGAUUUGUUAUGGUGCUCAGUGGAGUCUGAUGCCCACUAUCACUGCAGAGAUAUUUGGCGUUCGUCAUAUGGGUACCAUUUUCAAUACUAUUGGUGUAGCAAGUCCUAUCGGAACUUACAUACUCUCAGUUUGGGUGAUUGGCCGUAUUUAUGACAAAGAAGCAGCAGAAGACAAUUCUUGCUAUGGGGUGCAUUGUUUCAUGGUAUCCUUCUUUAUCUUGGCAUCUGUAAGCUUUUUAGGAUUCCUUGUUUCCCUGACGUUGUUCUUCCGAACAAGGGAAUUUUACAAGUCCGUUGUCUUAAGAAGAUUACGUACUCUUUGAGAAAGAAGAGGUUGGAUAAACCAGUAUCCUAAUUUUCCCCCUCAAGAAAGGAGUUUCAGUAAGGUUCUUGUUUGUAGUUUGUACCCUGUGUUAUUGAGUCAAAGUUCUUCUAUGAGAUGUCAAACAUAGAGGCACGGUAAAGGGAGGACUAACAAGUUUAAGCUCGUGAUUUCUACUGAUAGAGGCCUUGGUCUCUUGUAAAGAAAAGUUUAUUGUCCUCCAUUGAUGAUUCAACCUACCUAAUACAGGGUGCUCCCUUGAUAAUAACAGUUUCAUGCGACAAUCGUUUUGUUCCUCAGGCAGCAAAAAUGUGUAAAUGUGAAGCUUUUGCAGGUAGGAGCAGAUGGGAUAAUUAUGGAUGGCAUAUCCAAGAUGAUGUCAACUUUACAAAAACUUGCAAAAGAAGGAAUGACACCAAAAACAACAAACUAAAAAUUGGUAUCCACUUAUAUUGCUUGAAACCGUAGAGCAUGAUGCCACAAACUCAAAAACAUGAUUCUCCACUAAUUCAUCCCUGGCAAAACAAAAGCAACCCUUUCGAGUGGUGUAGGGGACUGAGAGAAUUCCAGUUUAGCACAGUCAUAGAAAGCUAACUUCAUAUGCUUAACACCAUUUACCUCGAAUCCUCAAAGUAUUAGGCGCUUCCUCCACAAGACCACAAUAUGGUCCUUCCAUA
Beta vulgaris subsp. vulgaris (sugar beet) is the source of this 2679-nucleotide messenger RNA. RefSeq names its product protein NUCLEAR FUSION DEFECTIVE 4-like. The record is from RefSeq and is a predicted model, not a curated record. Gene Ontology annotation, molecular function: transmembrane transporter activity. The transcript has 2 exons. NCBI's taxonomy places the organism in Eukaryota, Viridiplantae, Streptophyta, Magnoliopsida, Caryophyllales, Amaranthaceae. Gene Ontology annotation, cellular component: membrane. The coding region runs from base 384 to 2003 and encodes 539 amino acids.